Messenger RNA from Leishmania mexicana MHOM/GT/2001/U1103, 3231 nucleotides. RefSeq lists its product as hypothetical. Lineage: Eukaryota; Euglenozoa; Kinetoplastea; Trypanosomatida; Trypanosomatidae. The record is from RefSeq and is a predicted model, not a curated record. Bases 1 to 3231 code for a protein of 1076 amino acids. The transcript has a single exon.
AUGCGUGCGCCUCGAGCACCCAACGCGCACUCUUCCCGCACCGCAUCGCCGCCCCCGCCGAGUCCUCAUCUCCUUCCUCUUCUGCCAGCCGUCUUCACCGCCCAGCAGGCGGAGGAGAGUAUCGAGUUUGUUCAGAGGGAACUCUCGCGACUUUUGCGGGCGUGCGAGUACAGAGAGCAACACCCUUACAACGUUUUGAAGGGGGGAGAGGAUAGCAGCCGCGGCGCAGCAACGCCGCGCACUACCGGCAGCAGCAGCAGCACCUCAUCGCGGACCACAUCGGUGUUGGCAACGCAUAGACGCGACCCAACGGCGUCUUUUCUGUCGCACGCAGACCCAUCGCUCAAGCUGGCCCAGUCCACCGCUGCCUUUUCUUUCCCUCUCGGUCCUCAUCGCAGUGAUGCCGCUGAAGCAGCGUUUUUCCCCGUUACCGGGACUGGUGCAGCGGCGAACGCCGCACCUGCGGCGGGAAAUCUCAGCGGUGCUUCUUUCUCCGCCUUCGAAAGGCGCCGUAUCGCUCAUCUCCUGGGUCGUGUGGCGCUGGAGAUCGCCGCUGUCUGGACGUACGUCCGUCAAAGCGAGCCGCUUUGUGGGACCUCACCAGCUGACCCCACCACGCCAGUCUCGUCUGUCCGAAUGACACGCGGGACAGCGCGGCUGUUGAGUGACCGCAGCACGGCCGCCCCGGCAGCGUUGCCGUUAGCUCCGGCGUCUUUGAGCGCUGACGGCGGCGAUGGGCGUGCCACAGUGGCAGUCAAUCUCACAAGCGAGGAGCCUGCGGUCCCAACACCUGCGGUGAUGCAGAACUCUGUGUUGGGUGAGGCGGCCAAGGAGCGGCAAGACGCGCAUGACGGCGAUCCUGCACCGCAGAUUACCGCCCUGAGUGCACUGAUUGAGGCUGCGGCUGCUAUCCAACGCUCUCUUGAGAUGGCGGGUGGCGGCGGCGGGGGUGAGCGCGCUGCCCCAGCAGAACGUGCUGGUGCAGCUGCGGCAACAUGCAAUGUAGGCGCAAACACGCUUCUGGGGGCUGCUCAAGCAGCAUCGCUAACAUUCAGCAGUUUCUCCUUUGACGGCGUCAGGACACCCAUUCAGGAAGUAGCGGGCGUCGUUGUUGGUAAGCAAUCUUGCCGCGGCUCCGCCGGCGUCGAUACGUCUUCUGCUGUCGCGGGGGCAUCGCAAGCCCCGCCGUCAGCCCUCACCGGAGGUCGGACUUCAGUACCAGGCCUCGCUGAGCUGCACAGCAGAGAAGGCGAGCUGAAACCGCUCGCGGUGUCUGACGGUACCGUUGCGCGCCGGGCUCGUGGCGGUAGCAGCCCAGUGAAGCGAGGCAGCGCUGCAUUAUCUUCCAUUCCUUCCUACCUGCGCGCUUAUGUACUCGAAGACGGUAAUGACGGCUGUGCGGACGAGGCGGACAACUUCAGUGAGGGGAACGGCAUUAGUGGCAACGAAGGCGACAGGGCGGUGCUGGCGAAUGCAGGCAAGAGCGUGCCUCGCUCCAUCAGCGCAGGUAGUGCCAAUACUCGUUCCCAUUCGCGCGCUAGUGAGUUUCCUGUCACCUCACACGACGACGGCUAUAAGACACGGCCGUCCUCAGCUCGCUCUGCCGUGGAGAAUCCUAGCCGAGCAAGCCACCUCAGCGCCGCGGCGACGGUCAUCAGGCCGAGCUUACUUGGCUCAGCAGGUGCUUCUCUCGCGGCACCAAAACACGCCGGUGGCAGUGGAGGCGCGGCCACGCUCGUGACCGCUCUCCUGGACGCCGAUCCAGUCUCCCACUGCUCGUCGCUGCGCAUUCAACGCGCCCUCUCGGCCUUGUCGCUGCAGUCCGCCUCCCUCGUGAGCUCGCCGCUGCAGGAGCCGCCGUUCAGCGCACAGCAAUCGCAGUCGUGCAGUGGUGGGAGUGUAGGCAGCCAUCCGAACGCGAGCGUCUCGCAGCGGUCACCAGACUCGGCGGAGAUGUCGUCGGCUGCUGCGGCCGCCUACUUACGCAGCACGAGCCUGUUUCGUCGACCACACCGACUAGAAGUCCCUGUGAGCCGGACGCAGUCGCUGCGCCGCGCUACGUCGAUUUCGUCUCCGGUGUCGGUGGAAGGGAUCAGUUUCGGGUCUGCCCAUGGGGCGGUGCACUACAACGGCACGUUGGCGCCGGUUUCCGGCGCGUAUGGCAACUCCUCUGCUGCAUCGUCUCACAUAACGAAGAGCAAUAGUGGUCUGCAGCUCAGCAGCGGCGGCGUUGACAUCUUACGAACGUCGUCGGGCUUUAACAGCUUUCGUCCAGUGGCGAUGGGUGCCAGCACCACAGUGGAUUCCCCACACUCGUCGGUUGCAGGGUUGCAUUUCAAGCGGGUCAUCUCGCUGGACUCCGAGGGUGGGUUGUGGCCGCAUGACUCGUUUGCCGACUCCUUGGAGAUGAGUCAGCAAAAGGUGACGCCUCUUCUGGGGCGACCAUCAGCGUCCGCCAUGGAGGCGACUCUCUCCUCAUCCCCGCCGUCGCAAGACGCAGGACUGGCGACCGCCACAGGAAGCCUCAGCGAUCGUUACGGGGCCUCGAAGUCCCCACCGGAGGGCCAGUCUGGGGGAGUGAUGCCUGUCGCCACGUCUUCGUCAGGGCAUCGCAGCUCCGCGAUGCCUCCAGGGAAAACGGAGCUCUCGCGCAGCCACAACGCGCAAUGCCGCCGCGGCACACCGAAACCGGCUGUUUCGAGCGCCUCAGCGGUGACGGUGCCGUCUGCCGUGCUCGGCAACUUGUCAUCUCGGCAGUGUCCAGUCGCUCUCUUGUCCCCCGUGCACUUCAGUUCGUCUCCUCAAAGACGCAUUCACCGCUCUGUGGUAGCGCCGUCAGUCUUCGUGCCUGCACCGGGCGCCGCUGGCGGGGGUUUAGCAGCUGACGGACUCACGCCGUGCUUGUACCACGUACAAGAUGAGGUCCUCACAGAAUUUCUGCGCUGCGUGCACGACCUCACCCGGGCCAACCUCACGGACGCCGAGUUCGACUCCCUUAAACUCUGCUACUUCCUCCCUGGUGUGUCGCUGGUGACAUCUACGGUCACGGCUCGGCCACCGUCGUCUUCGCUGCCACCCACCGUACCGCCGUUGCCUCUGUUCGAGGGGGGUGAGCUGGUGCCUCUGCACCGCGGCAGCCUUGACGUGUUUUGCUCUCUUAUCCGAGAGCGAUUGGUGGCGGUGUGCCGCAAUCUCCGCAUCUCUACCGCCCCUUACUUGGCAUUGCUGUGA